This is a messenger RNA of Microcebus murinus (gray mouse lemur), 4195 nucleotides long. RefSeq names its product Smad nuclear interacting protein 1 (gene SNIP1). NCBI's taxonomy places the organism in Eukaryota, Metazoa, Chordata, Mammalia, Primates, Cheirogaleidae. The record is from RefSeq and is a predicted model, not a curated record. Gene Ontology annotation, molecular function: protein binding.
UCUGCGUUAACUUCCGCGAGAGCUCUUGUGCUGGCUUCUCAGGCCUCCAGCCCACCAGGUGUCCCCGGUACUCUUGUAAACAGAGAGAAUCGGGGUUCGAGUCCCUGGCUGCGUCCAGGUCGCUAUUUGAAUGAAGUCGGCAGAUCACCUUUGAUACAUCGCAGAAUGGAGGCGGUGAAGAGUGAGCGGGAGCGGGGGAGCCGACGAAGGCACCGGGACGAGGACGUGGUGGCGGCGGCGGCGGUGGUGGUGAAGCAGGAGCGGCUCAGUCCGGAACCCGCGCCUCCGGCCCACCGCCGUCCAGACUGCUCUGGCGGUAGCUCGUCCCCGCCGGCCGGCGAGCCGGGCCGCCCCAGCCACCGCGGAAACCGAGCCCGAGGAGUUAGCCGGUCCCCAGCCAAAAAGAAAAACAAGUCCUCAGGGAGAAGAAGCAAAUCUCGGAGUAAGAGAAGCCGAAGUCCUCACCACUCGACAGUCAAAGUGAAGCAGGAACGUGAGGAUCAUCCCCGGAGAGGACGUGAGGAUCGGCAGUACCGGGAACCAUCAGAGCAGGAACACAGGAGAGCUAGGAACAGUGACCGAGACAGACACCGGGGCUAUUCCCACCAAAGGAGAAAAUCUAAUGAGAGGCCUGGCAGUGGGCAGGCUCAGGGACGGGAUCGAGACAUUCAGAAACUGCAGGCUCAAGAAGAAGAGCGAGAGUUUUAUAAUGCUAGGCGUCGGGAGCAUCGCCAGAAGGACGAAGUUAGUGGCAGUGGUAAUGAGUCUCAGGAGUUGGUUCCUCGGCCUGGUGGAAACAACAAAGAAAAAGAAGUGCCCGCUAAAGAAAAACCAAGCUUUGAACUUUCUGGGGCACUUCUUGAGGACACCAACACCUUCCGAGGUGUAGUCAUUAAAUAUAGUGAGCCCCCAGAAGCACGUAUCCCCAAAAAACGGUGGCGUCUCUACCCGUUUAAAAAUGAUGAGGUGCUUCCAAUAAUGUACAUACAUCGACAAAGUGCUUACCUCCUGGGUCGACACCGCCGCAUUGCAGACAUUCCAAUUGAUCAUCCAUCUUGUUCAAAGCAGCAUGCGGUCUUUCAGUAUCGGCUUGUGGAAUAUACUCGUGCUGAUGGCACAGUUGGUCGAAGGGUGAAACCAUACAUCAUUGACCUUGGCUCAGGCAAUGGAACCUUCUUAAACAACAAACGUAUUGAGCCUCAGAGAUACUAUGAACUUAAAGAAAAGGACGUACUCAAGUUUGGGUUCAGUAGCAGAGAAUAUGUCUUGCUCCAUGAGUCAUCAGACACUUCUGAAAUAGACAGGAAAGAAGAUGAGGAUGAUGAAGAGGAGGAAGAAGUGUCUGACAGCUAGCAAAACUAAGAACCUAAAUUAUUGAGACACCUUUUUUUUCUUGGAAGGCUUUGACUCAGAGAGCACUGUGGGGCUCUCUGUAAUGCCUCUUAAUGCCUUAAGUCUUUCCUCUGUUGCUGACCAGCUUAUGUUACAGUUUAUGAACACUGAUUUAUGUUUUGUUGAACCUUUUUCUGGGGCACAUCAGCCACAUGCCUGGGGGCAUUUGUUUUCAGAACAGUCUCACCAAUUAUAGCACAUCCAUGUUUUAAUAGAAGUGUUGUGGCUUUAGUUGGUCCUUUCAGAACUGCUGCCUAGGAAACUGUAAACGCUUGGUUAAGGGGGAAUUAUGGCUUGUUCUCUUUGUACAGUUAACUUUAUUUAUAUAGUUGUUUAAGCUUUGUGGACCAGGUGUGUUUGUUUUGGGGGCAAACCCCUGAGCAGAGAAUCUUACUAAGCUUUGGUUAUCACCAAAACAGUCUCCUCUAUAUACCAAAGCUUUGACCUGGUUGAGCUCUUGAGUCAUAUAAGUUGAUUUUGCACUUAGGUUUUGGGGGUGGGAAUUUACUGCAGCCAAUAAACAUUAUUGACUAUUUAACUUAAACAGAUGCUUUAAAGCACCUGCUUAAGCCUACAGACUACACAGAAGGAUCAUGGCAACUACCAACGGGUGCUGAUUUAAUGUCACGGAAGAGUGAAAUGGGUUGUGGAUCUGAUCUCCACGAGAGAAUCCCUGAUUUCUCCAUGGAGCAUGUACAUAACAAUUUUGAUCAUAUUAACUGUUCUUCAGUUUUGUAUUUUUACUCAAAUGUUAUCUCCUUUUUUCUUUGAGAAAUACACUGUCACUUAUGUGGCAGGGUCCUCAUGUUAUUCUAACAACAUGUGUAUAUGUCUAAAGGAAGUUGUUUUGUUUACAUAUUUCUAAACAUUUCAUCUUUAAAAAAAUUGUUCAGAGAGGUUGUAUUUACCUUCCCAAGGCUAGAAAGCAAGGGAAUUACCCAUGUUUCCUAAUUUUCCACCAGAGGAAUAUGUGUAAGUAGAAAAGUAUUCACUACUUACAUAUAGUGUGUAUGUAUGUACAUAUAUAAAUUGUGUGUUAAAGAGCUGAUACUGAUUUUCAUAUGACAAUGUUAGGCAAAGGUCUCCCUGCAUUUUAAGAGCAGGUUUUCAUUUAUAUGUAUUUUUGAGAUAGAAAAUAAAAUUUGUAAAUAUAGCCCCAUUUCAAAGAGUAAUACUUUCCUAGCAUAGAAGACCUUGUUUUCAUAGGUCUGUUUGCUGCUAAAGGGGACUUUGUAUAUCAGUAUUUUUAAGAUAAAAAUAGAUAACUAUAUGGGGUAUUGUGGGACAAGUCAUAUGCAGUUGGCCUUCACAUCAGUGAGAUACCAGUCCUGCUAUUUCAUCUUCAGGUGGUGAUGGGGGGGGGUUGGAGAGAAAGGAGAUGAUACAACUCAAUCAGUACUGCUACUGACUGUUCCCUUUGGAUUGAAACUUCUGAUGCUAUUAAAUUAGAUUAUCUUCCUUUCAAUUGUUUUUACAUUAUGAUCUCACAUACCUGUAUGCUCUGGGCUAAAGGUUGGCCAGUGUGGGGAGGGGCAGCGAAUUUUCAUUCAAAAUAAUUAAAAGAUCCUGUUUGAAGAAUGAACGCUUAAUAAGAUCAUUACAUGAAAAGAUGAAGGGUGUAUUCUACAUUGGCUACCAUAAUUGCUAUUUUCCUCACUUUGAUAUGUGCCAUUGAUCACAUAUUACGUAUGUGCAUGUCUAAGAAGAUUUUAUUUUGAUGAAUUUUUACUUGAUCCAGACUGAUGGUUUUCUCUCUUCUGGGAUUAGACACUAGUCUGGUAUUUCAUUCCAGGGCCUCCUUGAUCAGUCUGUGCUGCUAGUACUGCUUCCUGGUAGCCUUGGUCUUUGCCUCAAACACCAUCUUGGUGGGCAUUGUGCUAGAGGCCCUGACUGUAUAGUUAACUUUUGCUUUAGUGGUGGAAUAGCUUCCUGGAUUAAGAGAUUUUUCAUGCUACACAUCUGGAGAGGUGUUCUUUUGUUUUUGUUUUCGCCUUCCCACUCUUUUUGAAGAAAGAACAUCAAAGCAAAGAUACUACUCAUCUCCAAGGAGAGAUAUCACCAGCAGACUUCUCAUGUGAAGUUGACAUAAUGCUAAAGCUUUCUUCUUGAAUUAAUGCAUUCUGAUUAGGAACUCGUGCUCAUCUUAGCUAUUUGCACCUUCGUCAUUACCUUUUCUUCACUGUGGCUUGUUUGCCACAAGUCAUUGUUGUCAAAAUCAAAACAGCCCUUUGUUUCUGAGCCAUACCCCUAAGUCCUCUAUGGUGGUCCACAGUUCUGUAGAGGUAUGGGACAGAAUCUUCAGAUUUUUCCCCUGGAGUCUCUUCCUAGAUGUAUCCUGGUUUCCUCAUUCUAAUAUUGACAAAGGACAGCUCAUUAGGUGCAACUGGUGAUGUGAUGUAGCUUUCAAAUACCUUUAUUGUGUCCUGGUGAUAAGCUAAAGCAGAAAUAAUCAAUUGAGAUACUAGAAGAUUUUUAAACAGUUUUUUAAAUUGUAUUAAGUAUGCCAAUAUACAAUAUAGCUUGGUUUGAAAAAGCUUAGAAUUUAAGUAUAUAUUUCAGGUUGAUUAUCAUUUGAUACAUUGCACAGGUGGUUAUAUUUUUUAACAUUCUUCCCAUUAUGGACAUGAGUUGUGCAUCUGAGGAACAAAAUGAUGUCAUGUUAAUUGGAAUCUAAAUGUGCACACAACACACCAGCAAUGCUUGUGAAAUAAUGUUCUAAGCCCACAUGUUCCUGGGUAUGUGAGUUUAUGUCAAGUGAAAAGGCUACUUAAUUUAAAUUAAAGCUUUGGAAUUUAAAGCUUCA